Gossypium arboreum is the source of this 1060-nucleotide messenger RNA. Its product is annotated as auxin-responsive protein IAA20-like. Gene Ontology annotation, biological process: regulation of DNA-templated transcription. Bases 181 to 774 code for a protein of 197 amino acids. Gene Ontology annotation, cellular component: nucleus. NCBI's taxonomy places the organism in Eukaryota, Viridiplantae, Streptophyta, Magnoliopsida, Malvales, Malvaceae. Gene Ontology annotation, molecular function: protein binding. The transcript has 5 exons. The record is from RefSeq and is a predicted model, not a curated record.
CAUCACUAUCUGCUACCAUUUCAUCUUCUGUUAAUUAAUAUCCCAACUUUGAUACCAAGUAACCCAGAUUUCCUUCUUUCUUUUGUUGUCUUCGCUUUGAUUCUCUCACGCCGUAGCAUAUACAUACAUAUAUAUAUAUAUAUAUAUAAUAGCAAUUGCACUUUCCUUUUAGUUGUGUUAAUGUGCAUGGAACUCCAACUGGGACUCGCUCCUCCAGGUUCCGACACUUGGAGCCGGCCUUUGCUAAAACUGGGUUUAUAUGAAGACAUUAAUGUUAACAGCAAAAAACGUGGCUUUGAUCAUGGAUAUCUUGAAGACGAGUUUUCCGCUGCCAGUUUCAAGAACUAUGAAAAGGGUCUAGUGGGGUGGCCGCCUGUGAAAACCUGGAGGAGGAAGAAGCUACGCUGCCAAGUUCACAACCACAUGACAGCGGCGGAGAAUGGGUGCUGCGGGGGUAGGGCUUCAAAUUCCACGUACGUGAAGGUAAAGAUGGAAGGAGUUGUAAUUGCCAGGAAAAUUGACAUCAGCAUCCAUCAAUCCUUUGAAACGCUUACAACCACACUCAUGACAAUGUUUGAUAUCUUUGAUGAGAACCGGAGGAGCUUUAAACUGACUUAUCAGGACAAAGAAGGUGACUGGUUGAUUGCUGAAGAUGUUCCCUGGAGGACCUUCGUUCGUUCAUUAAAAUGCCUGAAAUUAAUUAGAAGCAAAGGGUACCAAUUGGGUUCCACGUCAAAUUAUAAAAUAUCAUCCGCCAUGUUUCUGCUUCCUUAAUUUUGGAUCCUAAAAGAAUCCUCGAGGCCUUUUGAACGACCAUGAUUUGAUGGAAGAUGGAUCAACGAGUUAAAGUCGUUAUUAGAAGCAGAGGGUAGCAAUCGAGUUCCACGUCAAAUUAUCAAAAGUCAUUCACCAUGUUUCUGUUUCCUUGAUUUUGGAUCCUAAAAGAAUCAUCGAGGCCUUUUGAGGGACCGUAUGUAUAGAUAGUUAUUUAACACUUUGUUACAGAUAAUGCAUAGUAAUAUUCAAAUAAGAAUGAUGUCUAUUUCACUAUUUCUUUGCA